Chara braunii is the source of this 1417-nucleotide messenger RNA. NCBI's taxonomy places the organism in Eukaryota, Viridiplantae, Streptophyta, Charophyceae, Charales, Characeae. The record is from the annotation of a GenBank genome assembly.
CCUAACUCAGUGGGUACACCCAUGAACCGUUGAAAUAUAGACUUGUGUUCGAAUCCAAAUCGUGAUGGAACUUGAGUAGAACCAACUACUGACUAAUGAAUUGCUUGGGCUGGUCAGCUCAAUGAUAUUGUUUUUUUUUUUUUUCGGGAAGCCGUCGCCCUUUCGGAAAGAAAAAAAAAAGAAAUAAAAAAAUGCCGUUUGCUCCCGUUCCGUUCCGUUCCGUUCCGUUUGGCUGAUUAGCCAUCAGUAAUCCAGGUAGGGUGCUUGGUCUGCGCUCCUCGCUAAGGAAAAGGAGGAGAGGACUUUCUCGGAGAUAUUGGGAGCACGCUAGAUGCGUGCUGUGAGACUGGCAUUUUGCUCCUCUGCUGGCACAUCUUCGCUAAUCUUCCCUCCCUCUUCUUCCCUCCCUCUUCUUUUCCCUCCCUCUCCUUUGCUCCCUAUUCUUUUCCCUUCCUGUCCUUCCUUCCCUCUUCCUUGCACCCUGCCUGCGGGAAGAUGGCUGCAAAGACGCUCGCGCCCUCGUCUUUCAGGGGCCUGCAGGAUGAACUCAAGACAUCAGAAGAAGUGCACAAGAAGGGAGAACGAGAGAUGCGACAUACUGUUGGGGUCGGGUGGCAUAAUUGCCCUGCAACCAAUUCGUAUAAGGCUACAACCAAGGUUUGGUCAGUCCUCAUCAGGGGCAUCAUCAGCCUACCAAUUGGUGCAUUGGUCAUUGGUGUCGCAGCCAUUCUAUUUGGGGCUCCAGUGUCCAUCGACUCUCUGUGGAAGACAGCCACCUGGAGUAUCUUCAUGUCGACGCUGAUAGUAUUGCCGACAGCGUGCUGCAAGGGAGCUUCCUGGGAUGACUGGAUUAGACUGUUUGCUCAAACGAGGCCUUUGGGAGCUGUGGAGAUAUUGCUGUGUAUUCCUGCUCAUGGUGCUGCAAUCGGGGCAUGGAUUGGAGCAUGGCCAAUGCCCUUAGACUGGGCCCAACCUUGGCAGGAAUGGCCAAUUUGCUGCACAUACGGGUCAGUUGCGGGUUAUCUGGUUGGACUUCUGCUUGCGUUAGGUUUUAUUGUGAUGCGGAAGCCUGAGCAGUUCUGGCACCUGAAGAAGCUGUGAUUCAAACGACUUGAAUUUGACAGGCGUUGUCGGCGAUUCAGCAGCUGGCAUGGCCGUUCAUUUCGAUUUCCCCCCUUCGUUUGUUCAAUCUGCAAUUCAUUUAAUGAAAUUUAUUCAAUUUUUUUCAGUUUAUGCAGCCCCUAUUCAUGAACUGAAAUGAUAGAAGCGGCAAGCCCAAAUUUUGUUUGAAAGCUCAAUGGGUGCGAGCAGUUGGUUGUGAUGAGGAGGGUAAUUAUAGUAGCAAAACUAUUGAUUCCCGUUAUCACCACCGUGGCCGUGCAAGGGGUGUUUACAGUAACAAACGGUACACAGAUGA